Branchiostoma floridae (Florida lancelet) is the source of this 1413-nucleotide messenger RNA. Its product is annotated as malignant fibrous histiocytoma-amplified sequence 1 homolog. Bases 95 to 403 code for a protein of 102 amino acids. NCBI's taxonomy places the organism in Eukaryota, Metazoa, Chordata, Leptocardii, Amphioxiformes, Branchiostomatidae. The transcript is spliced from 2 exons. The record is from RefSeq and is a predicted model, not a curated record.
GGACCGAGCCGACCGGGUUCUGGGCAGCACUGGGACAAGAUUAGUCCACUUGCAACACAGGGGGGACAAGCGGACGAACCACGACCACAUCACCAUGGCUACCAGGGGGAACGCCGAUGACGCCUCCGACCUCUGGACAGCGGUACUACAGGUCCAAAACGAGUUGGAAUCGUUGAUGACUGAGUAUCCCGCUGUAGCAUCGGAGUUUUAUGUGACCUGCCACCAGUGUUUGAGGAUAGGAGCGGAGGAACCACACCGUUUCCCAGAGACCCUGAUGAAGCAUCCCCACGCAGUUGAGACUGGAACUGUGAAGUGCCCAGUCGUAGACCAUGGACAGGUGAACACAGCGCUGGCCCUGCCGCCUCACGAGUGUAACGUCCACGUCUCAGGUUCGUCGCAUUAAAAUUACAUCACUCACAUUGCGUUAACGUUUUGAUGUACACCUUUUACAUAUUCAUGUAUUCAAGUCUUCGUUCAAACCUUUGACCAAUUGUUGAUGUCACCUUGAUCCACAAGGUCACGUGUUGAUAAGAUCAGUGUCUGUAAUUUUUGCGAGUUUACGUUCUGAAAUGGUCAGCAGUAUUGAUUUUGAAGAAGGCGACAGUGGUCGUUGAAAAUUUGAUCCGUAUAUACCUUUGUGUUGGAAGAAAGUUUAGCAUUGUACUAUGAUUACUCCCAAUACAGAUGAGCUUCAAUGAUAAUUUUCGUACAAACGUUGUGUCACUGGUAGAAAUGAAUAGAAAGGAACUUAAUAGAGCAGGCCCGUUGUUUUCCUACUUAUUAUGUUGCUUGAGCUACUAACAUUGUCGGGAACAAACCUAUUUAUAUACUAAGUAGUUAAUCCCUUAUCCGUGACCGUCACUAAGCUUAGCAUUCCGUGCACCUGUAUUCCCAUCACGUUCCAAGUGCAUGUAUGAAGUGGUCUUCAAUGACCGGUUGACCAUAACGUUUAAAGCCAAUAUGAUGAUAUCCUUUGUAUUGUCUUCUACAGGACUCAACGGAACUCGACAAGUCGUCAACAAUGUCACCACCAUCCACAACACACAGAAUUACGAGGCGUGUCAGUUUGGGAACAACAAUCAGCUUAUCAAGAACCCAUCCCCUGAGAAUUACGAGUAGGAAAGAUCAAGGUCCUUGCCGCUGCAGUGUGUUCACCUUGCCUGGACAGUUGGACACACGAACCAAAGCAAGGGGACCCAAAAUACGAAAAUACGCACAAACAAAAGGAAAGUUAGGAAACCAUGUAAGAAUAUUGUCCUGAAUAGACACCUGUUCCGUGUAAGGGCAAGUACAAAUGCAUACGUACGAGUGUAAGAAGGAAGCAGACAUACCAGUCUCAAACUUGGAGCACUAUCGAGUUUAGAUAAAGGCACAAACAAGCACACUUCAAUGUGGAUGAUGCUGAAGAGGUUA